AAAGGAAAUUGGAACGUAGUUCAGCACAAGGACAAGAACAGUGAACGGUGUGAACAGUUAAAGAUUGCUGUUUUGAGGGAGCAAACAAAGGAACAUAUUCACCGACAACAUUUACUAUGUGUGAGAUGAGGGCGAAAACUGUAGAGCAUAUCCAUCCUGGCUCCAAGCAUGCGCGGAGACAGAGCGUGGAGGAGGUUGUGGAGAGCAUGCCUUUGGGCCUGCUCGCUCAAAAGGGACGCGUAUUGUUGGAACCGGUUGAACCAUUCUUUAUUACUAGCGUCGAUGGCCCUGCCACUGCAUUGCUUGGCAAGAGCUCGUCGAGGAUUACUGGAAGGAUGCUGAGGUCUAUUGAUUCUUGCGUGGGAGGAAACAAGAGCCUCUGCGCGGCAGCUCGUACGGCACUGCAUGAGAACAAGAGAGUGUUUCUCACUCUCCCCCGCCCUGUUGGCAAUGGGAUCCUGAUCUUGGCCUUCCAAUCGAAGCCAACGACCACCGGAGUGGAUCGUAUCGAGCUGCUCAUCUUCCCCACCCAGGAAGGGCUCGAUUUGGAGAUCAAGGAUCCUCUCGUUGAGAGCAUGCGGGUUCCUAGCGCGCACACCGCACUGGAGGUCAAGAUCUCAUCCAACUCAGGAAGGGACAGUCCUGACAAGGACUUGGAGAUCUCCGAUGAGGAGAUGCAGGAUUCCCAGAGCGGAGACGAUGAGCUGUUCGACUACAACAUCGACGUCAAGACAACCCCAAGGCACAAGAUUGCUGAUUUUGAGGUUGAGAAUUUUGAUCUGAGCAACACCCUCAGUGCUCUUCGCUUGUAAACUGUAAACUAGUUUCUAUUCGUUCCAAUAAACUGAUUGGAUCACACUG
Molecule: messenger RNA, 861 nt
Organism: Guillardia theta CCMP2712
Lineage: Eukaryota; Cryptophyceae; Pyrenomonadales; Geminigeraceae
Exons: 1
Coding region: 117-812 (231 amino acids)
Source: RefSeq, a predicted model, not a curated record